AUGGACCUCAUACAGCAAAACACGCACACCGCCCUCUCCACAGCAGCAACAAGUCCCUCCGCCGAACUCAACGCAGGAAGACCACCCCUUCCACAAACAAUCUCCAUCCAUCCCCCCAACGCCUCCGCCGAAGCGGCGCAAAAUCUCGCUUACCUAACCUCCACAUCUUCCGUCGCAGCGCUGCAAACUGCAAUCUUCAAUGAGGAUUUCCGCGUAGGCCGGGGCCAAGCAACGCAUUUCGAUCUCGGCGUUGCAGGCGAGGCGACGCGUGCGUUUGCCGAUAUGGCGGCGGCGGGGUAUCGCGCGAUGGCGGGGCCGCUGGGGGUUUUCUACGAGGCGGUUGCGGGAGGGCAGGGGGGGAUUGAGCGGGUUUUGGCACGGGGGGAUGUGCGAAGUGCGGUUUUGGGGGAGGUGUUUGGGGGAUUUGGAUUGGGGGAGGGGGCGCUGCGUGAGCUGGAUGGGAUGGUGAGGGGAUUCUUUGCUGCGCUUGGGGGUGUGGUGUUUGAUGAUACGCAGGGUGCAACGGUUGAUUUUGCGGUUCGUGUUAAUUAUGUUGUGCGCGUUGAGGGCGAGGGGGAGCAGGACGUGGUGUAUCAGCCGCGGACGCGGGUGGUGUGGGUGAAGGUUGAUGCUGGCUCAUACGUGUGGGCGAUUGGUGAGGAAGGCGCGGAGAGCGCGGCGUUCAAGAUGCGCUAUGCUACAUAUGAUUUCUUGUUGCAUGUGGAUCGGUUUUUGGCGUCGAAGGAGAGGUUCGAUGUUGUAUUUCAGGGGUUGCUUGGUGAGGAUAUCGCGUCGUAUGGUGGGAAGAUUGAUCGUGUUGUUGUGAAUAGGUGA
Dothidotthia symphoricarpi CBS 119687 is the source of this 834-nucleotide messenger RNA. RefSeq lists its product as uncharacterized. The record is from RefSeq and is a predicted model, not a curated record. The coding region runs from base 1 to 834 and encodes 277 amino acids. The transcript has a single exon. NCBI's taxonomy places the organism in Eukaryota, Fungi, Ascomycota, Dothideomycetes, Pleosporales, Dothidotthiaceae.